CAUAGACGUUGUUGGACCACGCAAGGAAUCUGGAUGGCAGCAGUAGGACCCUGAGUCUGAAUCACCCGCCUCCUCCACUCUUGAUUAAAGGGCGGCACCUCUGACCCCCCUCCUGGCCUGGAAGGAUAAAUGGGGAGGGGAGAGCGGGCUGCACAGCAGCACCAGGCAGCAGCCAAGAUGCUGAAUCUGCUGGUGCUGGCACUGCCCCUCCUGCCGGGCCUGGUCCACGCGGCCCCUGCCCCAAGCCAGGCCCUACAGAGAGUGGGCAUCGUCGGGGGGCAGGAGGCCCCUGGGAGCAAAUGGCCCUGGCAGGUGAGCCUGAGGCAGAAACAUCAGUACUGGAAGCACAUCUGCGGGGGCUCCCUCAUCCACCGGCAGUGGGUGCUGACCGCCGCGCACUGCCUUGGGCCGAAACUCAUAGAUCCUGCAGAACUGAGGGUGCAGCUGCGGGAGCAGCACCUCUAUUACCGGGACAAGCUGCUGACCGUCAACCGGAUCCUCCCACACCCCAACUACUACACGGUUCAGAACGGGGCGGACAUCGCCCUGCUGGAGCUUGAGGAGCCCGUGAGCCUUUCCAGCCACGUCCAGCUGGUCGCUCUGCCCUCUGCCUCGGAGACCUUCCCCCCAGGGACCUCGUGCUGGGUGACAGGCUGGGGUGACCUGAACAAUGAAGAACCCCUCCCGCCGCCAUACCCCCUGCAGCAGGUCAAGGUCCCCAUCGUGGAAAACAGCAUUUGUGACACGGAAUACCACACUGGCCUGUACACGGGGGACAACGUCCAGAUUGUCCAGGACGACAUGAUUUGUGCCGGGAACAGGAAAAAGGACUCCUGCCAGGGCGACUCCGGGGGGCCCCUGGUCUGCAAGGUCAACGGCACCUGGCUGCAGGCGGGCGUGGUCAGCUGGGGCGACGGCUGCGCCAUGCCCCACAGGCCCGGCAUCUACACCCGGGUCACCCACUACCUGGACUGGAUCCGCCAGUACGUCCCCGAGGAGCGCUGAGCCGUCCCCGGGGCUGCCCUCGGGGGCUGCGGAGGACCCAGCCCCCUCCUGGCCCCAGGCCACU
This is a messenger RNA of Pteronotus mesoamericanus, 1069 nucleotides long. RefSeq names its product tryptase beta-2-like. The coding region runs from base 130 to 1005 and encodes 291 amino acids. Gene Ontology annotation, molecular function: serine-type endopeptidase activity. The record is from RefSeq and is a predicted model, not a curated record. Lineage: Eukaryota; Metazoa; Chordata; Mammalia; Chiroptera; Mormoopidae. The transcript is spliced from 6 exons. Gene Ontology annotation, biological process: proteolysis.